AUGGCCGUUACUCAAACCUUAAUCGCCAUCAAGCUCAAGAACCAGUCAAAGCGCUUUGAAGGUUCUAAAUCGUAUCACCUCGCCGCUAGUAGAGCCAUCAUCAAAAUGAUGCUCGUCGUCAUCAUCGCAUACGUGGCCUGUUGGACGCCGAAUCGAUUGCUCUUCUUGCUAACUAGGCUUCUCCGUAUUCGGACCGAGGUGAAAAGUCAGAUUUCCGAGGCCUUCUUCAUCCUUGCUGCUGUCAACUCCAGCAUCAACCCAAUCAUCUAUAGCAUCCGUUACGAGGACUUCCGCAAGGCCGUAAAGGAAUUGUUCACCGGACAGAAAGGCCAAAGCAAGGCGAUGUUUGAAACUAGCGACAAAACUAAAUCUAAGGAUAACGGUACUGCUUAA
Messenger RNA from Lytechinus pictus (painted urchin), 393 nucleotides. RefSeq names its product sphingosine 1-phosphate receptor 3-like. Gene Ontology annotation, biological process: G protein-coupled receptor signaling pathway. The transcript has a single exon. Gene Ontology annotation, molecular function: G protein-coupled receptor activity. Lineage: Eukaryota; Metazoa; Echinodermata; Echinoidea; Temnopleuroida; Toxopneustidae. The coding region runs from base 1 to 393 and encodes 130 amino acids. The record is from RefSeq and is a predicted model, not a curated record. Gene Ontology annotation, cellular component: membrane.